AUGGGGCUGGCAAUUGAAGAGGCCCAAAUUGCAUUGCUCAUCGAGGUCCGAAGAAUUGGUAGAAGAAUGACCGAGACACAGAGGUUAGACAUCGCCCGGCAACGCGAUCAUCUCCAAGGCCAGAUAGAUGGAUUCACUCGGUCUGCUAUUACGCAUCUCAGAGAGGGAUUUGAUGCAGAUGAUGAUCCUGAAGACUUGGACUUAGACAUUCUCGAUGAUCUCGAUGAUGACUUGGCAGACUUCACCGAGACAUCUGACACAUGGGCAAACUCCCCUGAGCUCACUGUAAUCCCAUUGUCAUCAAACCUCAGGGUAGAUAGAUGCAGACACUGUAUGGCAGACGAUCUCAUUCCACUGGAGACGUCCCUUCGUGAAGGGCAGGCCAAUGACUCCCUUCACAACCUCCGAAUUCACUUGUGCAACAAGGCGAUUCUGUUUCGAACAACAGUUAGGCAAGCCAAAUCCCAGGCCCUGAAAACUCGAGCUUGGUCCCAGGUGACGUCAGUGCAGCAGGCAGUGUCCCUCCAUGCCAGUAUAUAUACAAAGACGAGGAAGCAAAUGAUGCAACUGGAGCCACGGCAAGACCAGCUUCAGAAAUACAAACACCUGCUUCACGAGCAGCUCAAAAUCAGCACUGCCAUUGGCGAUCCAAAUGCCCAAGGUCAGCAAAACGAGUCCCUCGCUUGGUUCUGGUCAGUUGAAGUCGACCUCGGGGGUCCUGAUCACUCAUGGAAUGAGGAAUGUGAGUUUGGGCAUGCUUGA
Molecule: messenger RNA, 762 nt
Organism: Suillus subalutaceus
Lineage: Eukaryota; Fungi; Basidiomycota; Agaricomycetes; Boletales; Suillaceae
Exons: 1
Coding region: 1-762 (253 amino acids)
Source: RefSeq, a predicted model, not a curated record